GUUUCUCUGAUUUCUUUGUUUCUUUGAUUUGUAGGGUUUUCUACUGGAAUAGAGAUGUCGUUCGAUCUUGUUUUAAAGCCGUCAUGCGGCGGCUGUGGGUCGAACACUGAUCUUUACGGGAGUAAUUGUAAGCAUAUGACUCUCUGCUUGUCCUGCGGAAAAACCAUGGCGGAGAACCAUGGAAAAUGUUACGAGUGUGGCGUUGCACUCACACGAUUAAUUCGGGAGUAUAAUGUCCGAGGCAGUUCUGCCAGCGAUAGAAAUUACUUCAUUGGUAGAUUUGUGUCAGGGGUUCCCAAUUUUUCUAAGAAGAAAAAUGCUGAUAAUAAAUGGUCUCUCCAAAAAGAAGGGCUUCAAGGGCGCCAAGUUACAGAUGCUUUGCGGGAGAAGUACAAGAAUAAGCCUUGGCUUUUGGAGGAUGAGACUGGCCAAUUUCAGUAUCAUGGUCAGCUUGAGGGUGCACAAUCUGCAAGUUAUUAUCUGCUCAUGAUGCAAGGGAAGGAGUUCGUUGCUAUUCCUGCUGGUUCCUGGUACAACUUUAACAAAGUUGCUCAAUAUAAACAACUUACCUUGGAAGAAGCUGAAGAGAAGAUGAAAAAUAGGAGGAAAACUGCAGAUGGAUACCAAAGAUGGAUGAUGAAAGCAGCAAAUAAUGGACCUGCUGCCUUUGGUGAAGUGGAAAAAAUUGAUGACAAGGAAGCUGGUGGGGCUACUGGACGGGGACGUAGGAAAGCAUCUGGUGAUGAUGAUGAAGGAAAUGUCUCGGAUAGGGGAGAAGAGGAUGGAGAUGAAGAGGAGGCAAGGAAAAAUAGACUUGGACUUGGCAAAAAAGGUGGUGAUGAUGACGAAGAAGGUCCUAGGGGAGGUGAUCUUGAUUUGGAUGAUGAUGAUAUUGAGAAGGGUGAUGAUUGGGAGCAUGAAGAAAUAUUCACUGAUGAUGAUGAGGCUGUGGGUAAUGAUCCUGAGGAAAGGGAAGAUUUGGCUCCUGAAGUUCCUGCUCCUCCAGAAAUCAAACAGGAUGAAGAGGAUGAGGAUGAAGAGGAUGAAGAGGAGGGAGGCCUUAGUAAAUCUGGGAAGGAGUUACAAAAGCUGCUUGGACGAUCCAAUGGGCUAAAUGAUUCAGAUGGUGAAGAUGACGACGAUGAUGAUGAUAUGGAAGAUGAGAUCGGCCUUUCCCCUGUACUGGCUCCAAAACAGAAAGAUGCACCGAAAGAGGAACCGGCUGAUAUCAGCCCCUCAAAAACAGGGCCAUUAGGAUCUGCACGAGGAACCCCUUCUGCAUCAAAGUCAACCAAGACAAAAAGGAAAUCAGGUGGGGAUGAUGCAAAGGUUUCUAAUGGAGCACCUGCAAAGAAAGGGAGAUUUGAUAAUGCUCAGGAGUCAAAACCCUCUGUGAAGGAUGAGCCAUUGUCCACUCCCAAGAGUAGUGCACCUCCAAAAGGUUCAGCUUCAUCUGCCAAAGCUGGACCAACACCACCGACUGGCCCUGUUACUGAGGAUGAAAUCAGGGCUGCAUUACUGCAAAUGGCACCAGUUACUACACAGGAUCUUGUUGCGAAGUUUAAAGCAAGACUAAAAUCGAAGGAGGACAAGACGGCCUUUGCGGAUAUCCUGAGGCGAAUUUCUAAGAUACAGAAGACAAAUGGAUCCAGCUACGUUGUUUUGAGAGAGAGAUGAUAAUUAGGCCAUAUACAUGGGCUUUAAUGAUGGCAUUAGCCUGCUUGCUUUUGCUUUGGUUUGCAUAUGAUACCACCUUUUGUGGAGAGAAACCAGCUCAGGUGUUGCAUAUGUUUUCUCCUAGGCAAGAUGUGGAACCCUGGUGUGUGUAAAAUGAGGGUUCUUGUUUUUUCUAGGUCCUCCAGACUGCACACCAGGUAGUCCGCAAGCUAUACUGUAUGCUUGUGGAUCAUUAGCUUGGGAUUCUCCAGUUUGUUGUCUUAUGUUUCUUUGGG
Telopea speciosissima is the source of this 1952-nucleotide messenger RNA. RefSeq names its product transcription initiation factor IIF subunit alpha-like. NCBI's taxonomy places the organism in Eukaryota, Viridiplantae, Streptophyta, Magnoliopsida, Proteales, Proteaceae. The record is from RefSeq and is a predicted model, not a curated record. The coding region runs from base 55 to 1677 and encodes 540 amino acids. Gene Ontology annotation, cellular component: nucleus; transcription factor TFIIF complex. Gene Ontology annotation, molecular function: RNA polymerase II general transcription initiation factor activity; DNA binding; TFIIF-class transcription factor complex binding. Gene Ontology annotation, biological process: positive regulation of transcription elongation by RNA polymerase II; transcription initiation at RNA polymerase II promoter. The transcript is spliced from 9 exons.